Macroventuria anomochaeta is the source of this 363-nucleotide messenger RNA. RefSeq lists its product as uncharacterized. Lineage: Eukaryota; Fungi; Ascomycota; Dothideomycetes; Pleosporales; Didymellaceae. The record is from RefSeq and is a predicted model, not a curated record. The transcript has a single exon. The coding region runs from base 1 to 363 and encodes 120 amino acids.
AUGGCACCAGGAGGCUUCGCCAGCAUCGCCCUCGCGCGCCAACUCUCCGCUGAACGCAUCGACCGCACGACAAAGAAUAGCUGGAAAAUAGUCAAGCAAGUGCGCUUCGAGAUUCCAGCUGAUACUGCACCAACUACCUCCCAGCUCCCGUCAGAGUUUGCAGCAUCGCCGCGGCAGAUGUACAGUCCAACGUCUGCACCGGUGUCAGCCCAAAGGGCACUGAAUGCCUCCGGGGUUGCACUAGCCACUGCGACGAAAAGGAAGAGAACGCCUACUGAGCAGUUUGAGAGGAUGCUGGGUGAAGAGUUAGAGAAGAAGAGGAGGGUGGAGACAGAUAUGGUAGCGAAGGCUGUGUGGUGGUAG